GAUCUUCAAAACUAACAUGUCUCAACUUGAACGUCGUCGGAUUGAGGAUUCUUUGGAACUCGAUCGAAUGGAUGAUGACUUAUUCAGAUCUAAAAUGCUAUGGAAACCAGCGGCAGGUCGUGGAGCAUUUGGGGGAAACAUCAUUGCACAGGCCGCACAUGCCGCCACUCAAACUGUUGCACCCGAGUUUCAUCUUCAUUCCCUUCAUUGCUACUUUAUUGGGUUUGGAAAUGUUGAUAUACCCAGUGGUAUCAUCUACCACGUCGAUCGAUUGAGGAACGGAAAAUCAUAUGCAACACGAGCUGUUCGAGCUGUUCAACAAUCACAUUGUAUCUUUACACUCUUAGCAUCAUUUCAUAAACCAGAACCAGAACAACCAAGUUUUCAAUCUUUAUUUAAUAUUAAUUUAUUUCCAAAACCUGAAGAUUGUAUGUCAAUUGAAGAAAAGUUAAGAUGGUUUUUAAAAGAAAAUCAAGAAGGAAUGAAACCUAAAAUUCAAGAAUACCUUUCUAGAGAAAUUGAAGAGAAUAUGUUGAAUGCAAUCGAAUUUAGAAGUGUGAAACUUGAAACUUCUAGUAUUUCUGGAAACAAUGAAUCUACACAUGCUUAUUGGAUUAGAUCACGAGUUCCAAUUAGACCUGAUCCGGCUUAUCAAAAAUUGAUAUUGGCUUAUGCUUCUGAUUUUCGAUUUAUCGGUAGUGUAAGCAAAGCUCUGGGACUUCAUGCACAAGGAUCGAAGAGGGUAGCUAUGAUGGCCUCAUUAGAUCAUUCAAUGUUUUUCUACGAUCAUGAGAUAGAUGUAAGUCAGUGGAUGUUAUAUCAUAUGGACGUAGCUGCGGCUAGCUUUGGUAGAGGUUUAGUGAUAGGUCGAAUUUAUACCCGGGAAGGAAAAUUACUUGUUGUUUGUACACAAGAAGGGGUAGUCCGAGCCGAAGUUCGUCAGCAAGUGAAAGAAAAACUUUGAAGUUCAUCUUUAAAACCAGAUUUUACCUUUACACAAUUCAAAUGGGAUGUAUAGGUUGAACUAUCUAUCAGCUCAUUUAAAAAUCUUAUCAUUACCAAUCUGUCAUCAUACGUAUUCUUAAAAAGUAAAAUAAAAAAUAAAAAUAGUCGUUACUUGUUUAUAUGUUGAUUUAUGAAGUUGUGUCUAGAGUUGCUAAAUGGGAACUUUCUAGAGGUACAUAGUCUUGUAAAUUAAAUUCUUCUUAUUGAUAUAACUUUUGUAGUAUCAAGCUUUGAAUCCACUCUCUAGUAUUGAGGUGAUGAUGUUUGAGAAUUCAAGCUGUAUCUGCUAAAGUGGAAUAGGAUAUAUGUGGAUUGAGGCAGAGAG
Messenger RNA from Melampsora larici-populina 98AG31, 1330 nucleotides. RefSeq lists its product as uncharacterized. The transcript is spliced from 7 exons. Gene Ontology annotation, biological process: fatty acid catabolic process; acyl-CoA metabolic process. Bases 17 to 964 code for a protein of 315 amino acids. Gene Ontology annotation, cellular component: peroxisomal matrix. The record is from RefSeq and is a predicted model, not a curated record. Lineage: Eukaryota; Fungi; Basidiomycota; Pucciniomycetes; Pucciniales; Melampsoraceae. Gene Ontology annotation, molecular function: fatty acyl-CoA hydrolase activity.